Messenger RNA from Striga asiatica, 1282 nucleotides. NCBI's taxonomy places the organism in Eukaryota, Viridiplantae, Streptophyta, Magnoliopsida, Lamiales, Orobanchaceae. The record is from the annotation of a GenBank genome assembly.
UAUUUAUUUAUUUAUUUUUUUGUUCCAAAAAUCAUCAAAAAAAAGUCAACCAUUGUUCUCUGCACUUUAACCGCAGCCCAAAAUUCCCCAUCCUUAAAUCAGUAACAAGAAUUAUGGCCACUCCAAUCACGUGUCCUAAUUUCAGAUCACAACUAGUGUUUUUUUCAAACUGAUCCAUCCAUUCUUGUAAGAGAAAGAAAAUUGAUAAAAGAAAUUUACAAAAAUUGCGCCUUUUUUUUUCCAUAUUUUUUUCUAUAUUUGGGUAGUUGAUAUAAAACCACUUAUGUUAUUACAGAACAAAGAAUUUCCCUUUUGGUCUCUCAAUAGCUUAAAAAUAGGAUUGAAAUUUGCAGUUGAAUCCUAUAGAUACAGAGCAGCAUAAAGUUAUUGAGAUUCUCAAGGGGGAGAGUAUAAUAGCAACAUCAAGAAGAAGAAGAAGAAGAAAAAUAAAAUAAAAUAACAUAAAAAUGGCAUCAUUCACAGGAACUCUUGACAAGUGCAAGGCUUGCGAUAAGACCGUUUAUUUCGUCGACUUAUUGUCUGCUGACGGGGCGACUUACCACAAAUCAUGCUUCAAAUGCAGCCACUGCAAAGGGACCCUUGUCAUGAGCAACUACUCUUCCAUGGAUGGAGUUCUCUACUGCAAGCCUCACUUUGAGCAGCUUUUCAAGGAGUCUGGAAAUUUCAGCAAGAAUUUCCAAAAUGGAAAACCAGAGAGGGAAAAUUCACUGACAAGGGCACCUAGCAAGCUAUCAGCAUUGUUCUCUGGUACUCUAGACAAAUGCCCUGCCUGCAACAAAACUGUAUAUCCCCUAGAGAAGGUGAUUAUGGAGGGAGAAUCAUUUCACAAGUCAUGCUUCAAGUGUGCCCAUGGAGGCUGCCAUCUCACACACUCAUCCUAUGCUGCUCUUGAUGGUGUCCUCUACUGCAAGGUCCAUUUUCAGCAGCUUUUCAUGGAGAAAGGAAAUUACCAACACGUCCUCAACUCCGCCCAUCACAAGAAGGGGGCAGUCGAGCCUGUUGAGUCGGAAUCUGAUGAGGCUGAGAAGCCAAAGGAAAAGACGAAUGCAGAGGAGAAAGUGGAUUCGGAGGGGAAAGUGGAUUCAGAGGACGAGGCUGACAAGGCACAAGAACAAUCCCCGAAGAAAAAAGAUUCCGACGAAAGCGUAUAAUUUCGGAUUUUUUAUUUUCUUUAAGUUUUGCUGCCAUAUACAAGAUUAAGAGAUUCUUAUAAAUUCCUUCUAUCUUUUGCUUGAUUUUUAUUUUUUUUAUUUUUUUGGUU